UAGUAUGCUAUACCAUACCCCCAAAAUGUCAUUGCACAUAGCAGAAUAAAAUAAUUUUUAAUGGAAAGCAGUUCACCCUUGAAGGCAUCGACUACUCUAGAAGAGCUUCGUCAAUAUAACAACCUUCUCCAAGCGGAAAAACAGUUUCUCGAGUAUGAGGUAAGCUGCAACUCAGAAAUGCUUCCACAGAUAACUUCACGAAGAAGAAAUGUGGUCUUUGAGGAGCGGCAAUACCUUGAGUCGUAUCUAAAGGCGUUGCAAUCGGGGGAUAAAGAUACUUGUCUUGGGAUUGAAACGGAGUUACAUAGAAGGUGCCUGAACGAAAAGAAGAAGGCCUCGGAGAUGGAAAGCUUACUUCACAGUGUUCGUGCUGAAGUCCAUCGUAUUUUAGCACAUAGUGCUUCGAAAUAGUAAAACUUUGCAAGUAGACAUAAAGCUAGGCCCUAUCUCUAUGAGAUGUGACAUGCUUCAUGUAUUUGAAAAUGAAUUCUUCUCCUUUCUCAA
Molecule: messenger RNA, 504 nt
Organism: Phytomonas sp. EM1
Lineage: Eukaryota; Euglenozoa; Kinetoplastea; Trypanosomatida; Trypanosomatidae
Source: the annotation of a GenBank genome assembly